Messenger RNA from Adineta ricciae, 2268 nucleotides. Lineage: Eukaryota; Metazoa; Rotifera; Eurotatoria; Adinetida; Adinetidae. The record is from the annotation of a GenBank genome assembly.
AUGGCGUCAUCAUCAGAUACGAUGCUUAUUGAUCUACCCCUAUCAACAUAUGACGGACAAUCAUCUCCUUCCAUCGAUGGCAAUAUGGCCGAAGCGUCUUGCACAACCAAGACAAAAAUCGGCGGUCAAGGCCUCGAACGAUACUUCAACGAUUUUAAAGAAUAUAUACGUGGUGAACAGCAGGGUAAAACUUCAGCCAUUUGUGCAUUAUGCAAAGAGAUGGUUUGGCAUGUGAAGAAUGUCACUUCGAAUUAUAGUCGCCAUUUGCAACGCAAGCACAAGCCAGAGUUCGAUGUGUGGACAGCUUCAGUCAAGGCACAAUCGAGCGUCGACAAGAAUGGCAAACAGCCCACUCUACUCGACACUCUUUCUACACCUCCUCGUUUAUCAAGAUACGGGACUAUCCAUCCUCGUCAACUGGAAUUGUCCGAAAUGAUAUUCAGAGAUUUAAUCAUCGAGUUAGAUUUGCCUCUAUCGAUCCUGGAGAAGCCUGCUUUUGUUCGACCGAUGUCGAUCGUCGAUCCCAAGUUUCGUGUACCGUCUCGUCGUUUACUUACAUGCGACUACUUACCAAAGUUAUACGAUCAGUUGAUCAUGAAGCUGAAGAAGAUUUGCUCUUCUACUCAAUUCGUUUCAUUGACCUUCGAUGCGUGGACAGAUCGUCGCAUGCGAGCGUUUUACGCGGUUACUGUUCACUAUGUCGAUCAAGCCGGACAAUCGAAAUCGCACUUGCUCGCGUUCAAUCCUCUUUCUGGUAAGAUAAGUGUUGUUUCACGAUUAUCAGUAUACACAAUCACUAUGUCUUCUCAUCGACAUAUAGGCAGCCAUUCUGGUGAGAACCUAUUGGCCGAAUACGAACGUGUAACAACAUCAUUUGGUAUAGAAUCGAAGGUGGUGCGACUGAUUACCGAUAACGCUUCCAACAAUCUCAGCGCUUUUGGUCAACUUCUAUUGCCUGGCUUUGAGCCGUAUUUUGCUCACGAAGACGAUGAGGAUGUGAGUGACGAUGAUACAGAAGAUGCGGAUCGGAAUGCUGCGGACAAAGGUGAUGACAACGAUGACGAAAGCGAAAUUACUUCAGGCAAUGAGUUUGUACGACUUCCUUGUUUCGUACAUACCUUACAGCUGGUCGUCCACGAUGGACUAAAGGAUGGUUCGUCGAUUCGAUCAGCGGUGGCCAAAGUGGCACAAACAGCCAAGCUGACCCACAAAAGUAUUCCGGCUGCUGAGAAAUUGCAGGAUAUCAAAAUGAGCACCCCGCAAGCAGUUCCAACGCGAUGGAAUUCGCAAUUUCUCACCGUCUCCAAAACGCUCGAUGUUCCAAACGCGGUGUUAAGUGAACUUCUCACGGAGCAGAAACGAAGCGAACUAUUACUGUCGACCAAAGAUACGGCUAUCCUGCGUGAGUUCGUGUCGGUGUUCACAUUAUCCGCUGAGGCUACCACUCGAACACAAAUUGAAAAAGAUGUCUCAAUAUCCUUAGUUGGCCCCAGCAUUAUUGGCAUUUACUUUGAUCUAGAAAACGAAGGAAAAUCAUGCAAAUAUACCGGCGCUUUAUGCAAAGCACUCAUCAUUUCCUUACAACAGAGAUUCGGCGGGCUUUUGAUCAAUCUCGAACUGCCUGUGGACACGAGCCUCAAACGUCGGAGUACAUUUUCGCUUUUUUCUGAUGAACUGUUCCUUAUUGCGCCUUUUUUGGAUGGACAAUUUCGACUUAAAUGGAUCACUCAAUCAGGUUUAUCUCAAGACAUAAAAGAUCGUCUGUGCCACAAGAUUAAACGCUUAGUGGCUGAAGCUGCGCUAAAGUUGAACGAUUCAAAGGUGCAAGAUGUUACCACUGAUGAUAUGAACUGUGAAGUUACAAGCACCACCACCACCGUUACUACUAAUGCAAUGUCCUCGAAGAUAAAAGAUACACUCGACAGCAGUCCAAUGCGGAAACGCAAGAGUCUCUUCUCGUACUGUCAGACAGCGCAAACACCGUCGAAGAAAAGACGAUCAAGUGUUAUGGAAGAGAUUGAUGAAGAAAUAAUGUUAUUUCUCAAAGAUCCACGUGACGAUACGCGUCUCAUUUUCGACAAAAGUGAACACUUUCCUUAUUUAUACCGACUCGCAUUGCGAGUAUUUUCUGUUCCAGCCACAUCCGCACCAGCAGAAAGAAUAUUUUCGCGGAGUGGGCUCCUUAUGCGUCCUCAUCGGAGUCGUUUGUCGAAAAAAAUGCUGUCAACACUGACAAUGAUCAAAUGUAAUCUCGAUCUUUUGAAAUAA